Tyto alba (common barn owl) is the source of this 4364-nucleotide messenger RNA. RefSeq names its product molybdenum cofactor synthesis 1 (gene MOCS1). The coding region runs from base 120 to 1877 and encodes 585 amino acids. The transcript has 10 exons. The record is from RefSeq and is a predicted model, not a curated record. Gene Ontology annotation, biological process: Mo-molybdopterin cofactor biosynthetic process. Gene Ontology annotation, molecular function: metal ion binding; GTP 3',8'-cyclase activity; 4 iron, 4 sulfur cluster binding. Lineage: Eukaryota; Metazoa; Chordata; Aves; Strigiformes; Tytonidae.
GCUUUCUACUGGAACAUGCUGCUCCUUUCUCUGCUUUUUUGACAGACAGCUUUGGGCGUCAGCACAACUAUUUGCGAAUUUCUUUGACUGAGAAAUGCAACCUCAGGUGUCAGUAUUGUAUGCCGGAGGAAGGUGUUCCACUGACCCCUAAAUCAGAGCUACUUACUACUAAGGAGAUAAUCACUCUAGCCAGACUGUUUGUGAAAGAAGGUGUAGAGAAGAUCCGACUGACAGGAGGAGAGCCACUUAUCCGUCCCGAUGUGGUUGAUAUUGUGGGUCAACUGUACAAAUUAGAAGGGCUGAAAACCAUUGCUGUCACAACUAACGGGAUCAACUUAACCAGAUUGCUGCCCCGACUGAAGGAGGCAGGACUGAAUGCCAUUAACAUUAGCCUGGAUACUUUGGUCCCAGCUAAAUUUGAGUUCAUUGUCCGGAGGAAAGGCUUUCACAAGGUAAUGGAAGGAAUCCACAAAGCCACUGAGCUUGGCUACCGUCCUGUUAAGGUAAACUGUGUGGUGAUGAGAGGCUUCAAUGAGGAUGAACUGCUGGGCUUUGUGGAUUUCACAAAGGAUCUGCCCCUUGAUGUGCGGUUCAUAGAAUACAUGCCCUUUGAUGGCAAUAAAUGGAACUUCAAGAAGAUGGUGAGCUACAAAGAAAUGCUUGAUACAAUUAAACAGCGAUGGCCUGAAUUGGAGAAAUUGCCCUGUGAAACUUCCAGCACAGCCAAGAGUUAUAAGGUGCCACAUUUCCAGGGACAAAUCAGCUUUAUCACCUCUAUGUCGGAGCACUUCUGUGGAUCCUGCAAUCGGCUGAGGAUAACAGCAGAUGGGAACCUAAAGGUGUGCCUUUUUGGGAAUUCAGAAGUGUCCUUGAGAGAUCACCUACGGUCGGGUGCCUCAGAGGAAGAGUUGGUUCAAAUAAUUGGAGCAGCUGUGGGCAGAAAAAAGAAACAGCAUGCUGGCAUGUUUAACAUUUCCCAGAUGAAAAACCGGCCAAUGAUCCUGAUUGAGCCUGCAUUGAUGUCACUCCCACUCUGUCAAGAUGCCCUACAGAACCCCCCAAAUUCAAAACAGUACAGCCACACACUUAGCCAUUGGCUGACUUUGAGAACAAGUUUACCCAAACAAAUGGGAAAAGCAUUAAUGAAAAAUAAGCUUACAGGACAACUUUUCCUGCCAGGAUCUCACCCAGAGCAACAGUGGCACACAACAGGAAUUCUACAAACCCAGCUCCGAGGCUGCUGUGUCUUCCAGAAGGACCCAAGCUCCACAUUUGACACAAAGUGCCUUGAGGCUUCUCCUGUUGGCCGGAUUUCUGUGGACAGUCAUUCCAAAGAGGCAAGUCCAGAAUCUGAAUUCCGCACCAGAGAUUUGGGAUCUUGCACCAAGGUACCUCGUGCUUCUGACAACUUGACUCACACUGAUGACGAAGGACGGGCCACAAUGGUUGACGUUGGAGGGAAGCCAGAUUCAAGAAGAAGUGCUGUAGCUGGUGCUGUGGUCCGCCUGGGUGAGAAGGCAUUUGGGAUGGUGAGGCAGAACCAGGUGAAGAAAGGGGAUGUGCUGGCAGUCGCCCAGAUUGCAGGAAUUCAGGGAGCCAAGCUGACCAGCCAGUUGAUCCCAUUGUGUCACAACAUCCCCCUCAACCAUGUUGAGGUGUCUCUGAGCCUGGAUGAGGCCAGAUACGCAGUGGUGAUUCGCAGCUCCUGCCAGACCUGGGGGAGGACAGGUGUGGAGAUGGAAGCCCUCAUGGCUGCCAGCCUGGCUGCCCUGACUGUGUACGACAUGUGCAAAGCAGUUACUCAUGACAUUGUGAUUGAAGAGGUCAAGUUGCUUAGUAAGACAGGUGGGCAGAGGGGAGACUUCUCAAGGGCCUAGAUCAUAUCCAGACACCUCCAGGUGACCACUGCUCAUCUUCAGGCUCUUACAGUACUACUUUUGCUCAACUGGUAGGCUUGGAGGCCUCAGCAGGUAUAUCAUCCAACAACCCUACGACUCCAGUUUUGCCUUACCCUGUCAGCUUAUUGCUGCGUGAACAGUGAAGCCACUUAUCCCUGUUGAUAACCAUACAUGUUUUUUAGAGGACAGACUUCACCACUGUGCCAAUACUUUCAUUUCAGUGUUCUCACCAUGAGCUUGAGGAAAGAUUCUCAGUUAUACCACAGAGGUGUUUUGGGCUUUUUUUUUUUUCCUUUUUGCUGUGAAAUAUUCACAGCUGCUGUCAUCACACCAUGCAACCGUGAGCUCUGGAUAUGAAACAAGUGCUGAAAGUGCUGGUUUUUGGCAACUACUUUUAAGUCAAGGAUUAAGAUUUCAGAAUUGUGUGUGUCUGUCCUGCUGACCUCCUUAGCUGAACUUAGAAGGUAACAGUGUGAAUAGCAGAAGUCAGGAACCUUCCCAUACAGCAGAGAUAAAAACUGUGGGGCAGCUCCUGUCCCUUUGCAUUGCUACUGCUACUUCCCCUGCAAAUGGGAAAUGCCCAUUUACCAGUUUCAAAAGAACAGAAAGAUGGCAGCUGCCCAGUUCUCUGCCUUGAGUAAAAUAUAAACAGAGGAUUUCUGGGUUUGGAAGAAUUACUUUUCUGAUUUUGGAAGAAUUACUUUUCUGAUCUGAAAUAUAUCUUUUACUAUGUUAGAAGCAUGUUACAGCAUUUUGACCUUAGCACUCAAAGACAUUGAGGCCCUGCAUCUGCAUGCUUAAGGGCUUAAUUAUGCCAUGCACAGAAGUAGGUGUCAGCUCUCCCUGACUUUAGAAAUCAAUGUCACACACCAAGCCCCAGAAGACCUCCAGUUUUUUAAUCCUACAGUGCAGCUCCUAGUAACCAGCAACCUGCAUAGUCCUGACAGAUAAAACAAACUUUAAGACGAGUAGCCAUUUGGAAGAGUAAGGUAGUUGCUGUUGCCUCAGCCAGAGUGUUUUCCUGCAUGUUUCUCUAAUUGUCUUUCAUGAAGUCUUCUGGCCUCAGAGCACUUAAGUGUCACCAUAAAUGUACCAGUGGCCACUGUCAUGUAGCAUUAAAUAGCUUUGAUAAUUGACUAUCCUAUACAAGAAAUUACCCAACAUUGUUGUUAAUACUGAUGGAUCCUUUUCAAAUGUUAAUUUAAAGCUCUGAACAGGGUGUUUUCAACUUUGGUUUACUUGUUUUCUAAUACUUAUGGCUAAUGUGAAGUUGCAUAUGAUUCAGGGUGCUCCCUCUCCAUACGCACAGAGUUGAAGGCAGCUCUAAUAACGUCAAAGAGGCUACCUAAAAAGCAUCUUAAACUCUGCAAGUAUCUGCUUCUCACGAAAUAAGGUUAAAUUACUGUGAGCAUCAGUAAAGCACACACCAGUCACGCACAUCCUGCUCACCUAAAGUAAGCAGAGGUCCAAGAUGAGGAGGCAAUAGGUUUUACUACAAAUCCUUUGUAAAUCUCAUAUACUAGCUACCAUAGAAGGCACUUUUUCUCUUGCAAGUGAAUAAAUUUGAUUCUUUAUUCACUGUCACUGAGACACACAGAGCAACUACAGCAGAAAGGGGAAGGAGUCUGGAAAGCCUGGUACCUCAACUCCAUAAACAUUUGUAUACCUACAUUCAGUGUUACAGUCCUGAUUUCCCGGAUAUCACUGAUCUGUCUGUAAGUUAAUCAUAGGGGCAACUCCUGCUCCUUCCCGGGAGUGACCCUCGCACUGCCGUACUGAGCACCAGCCACCCCCCUGACCCUGCAACUGUGUUCAUCUGUGGAACUGCUGUGCCCAAAGCGCAAAAGCUUCCCUACCUCCAUCUGGAAACAAAGUGCCAGGAAAAAGAAAGGCACGUGUAACCUGCUUGGUUAACUUAUUUACAGAAGCACUUAAACCCCCCUAACAUGCACAACACAUCCUGCCCUCCCUGCCUUCACCCAGUCUCUAGCUAGUUUUGAGGAUGAAAAGGAAACUAGAGCUGCUCAGCAGUAAUAAAAUGAUGCUUUGAGGCAUAUGAUUCUUCGGCUUCUGAGAAGUUUGCUGUCAUGCUGUAAAGCUCACUCAGAGGACUUGAGACCGUACAAGGGACAGCAGAGCACACACUACUGCCACGCACAUUUUACUCCUUACGCACAUUUCACUGCUUUCUUGGGUUGAGAGUGGCUGGAAUCUUUGGGCAAACAGACUUUGGUGCCAUUUUAUGCUCAUAUUACAUUAUCAAAUCUUGAAACUAUGCACAUUUAUAGAUAAUGAACCAAGCACGAGUCAACAGAACAUUUUGUGAGAGAAAUGAGCUGACAGCACUGUAUGUUUCAGUGGUGCUGGGUGGGCAAUGGUGUAAUAUAUGUUGAUGACGUGACUACUUUUUGGAGGCUUGCUUUUUUUUGUCCACUGCAUUUUUAAUAAAUACUAGUUGUAAUGGAA